AUGUUGUACUAGGGACCGAUGGGGAACAUCCACAUUCAUUGCAGAUGGUACCAAACAUUGGAAACAAGGGAGCAGAUGGAAUAUCAAACAUACCUCCUCCCAUUGUUCUUUCCACGAGCGAUGAUGAUGAUCAAGGCAGAAGAUCAACCGAGCCCCAUCAUGAAUGCAGCCUUGGCCAGGACGCUCCUCAGGGCCAAUAACUCUCGUGUUUGGUCAAUGAAGAUCAUAUCUUGGAACUGCCGCGGUGCGGCCAAACAAAGCUUUCAAUCUAGUGCUAUGGAUCUCAAAAGGAUUCAUAACCCUUGCAUCAUGUUGAUCUUAGAAACAAAAAUUAGCGGGGACCAGGCUAUUGCUAAAGCUAGGGCACUAGGCUUUCCCCACUUUCAUUGUGUGGACUUUGAUGGGUUAGCAGGAGGCCUCUGGAUCCUUUGGAAUGAUAGCGAGGUUACCCUUGACAUUGUUUCUACUAAUGCUCAAGCUAUUCAUGCCACUGUUAAGGUACGCAAUCAUCCCUCACUUUCCUCUGAUACUUGGUUUCUUUCUGGCAUUUACGGUAGACCUGUUUAUGAGAUAAGGACUAUACUUUGGCAAGAACUUCGCUAUCUCUCCACAAUGAUCUCUUGCCCAUGGGUUCUUAUUGGAGACUUUAACGAUGUCAUCAAUCAAUCCGAAAAAUUUGGGGGUGGCAUUGUUUGCCAAAGCAGGGUGCGUUCCUAUCUUGAUUGCAUGAAUGACUGCCACAUGCAGGACAUUGGUUAUAUUGGGCCUAAGUUUACUUGGCUUAACAUGAGGAAUAACCAUCAACUUAUUAGGGAACGCUUGGAUCGAGCCUGGGCUAACCCAGACUGGAGGCUUCUCUUUCCGGAAGCUAAUCUAUAUCACCUUCCUAGAUUUAAUUCUGAUCAUCAUCCCAUCAUGCUGGAUCUCUGUCCUAAUCUGUCCCGAAUGGGACCUAGACCAUUUCGUAUGGAAAAGUUUUGGCUUGAUCAUCAUGAUUUCAGUCAAGUCAUCUCUCCCAUCUGGUCUCUAACAAAUACUAAUUCUACUGAAUCCCUUGCAUUGACUGUCGCUGCCUCCAAGCAGUGGAGCAAGACUGUUUUUGGAAAUAUCUUUGAGGACAAGAAAUCUAUUAUCAAAAGGCUCAAUGGGAUUUAUCGUUCUCCUGCUUUUCCUCACAGCUCCUUUUUGGUUGAUCUUGAGAGACAACUUUCUAAGGAGUAUGAGAAUAUUCUUAAGAUGGAAGAGGAUUUGUGGUUUAUGAAGUCGAGAUCUAAUUGGUUGAUUGAGGGUGAUCGUAACACUAAAUUUUUUCACCUAUCAACUGUUCGUCACAAGGCCAGAAAUAGGAUUUUGGGUCUAAAGGAUUCCACUGGCAAUUGGAUCUUUGACCCUCCUGCACUAUCUACUCUCAUUAUGAACUAUUUCUCUGGUUUGUUCACCACCUCGCAUGAGCUCUCUUACUCUGAUUCUUUUGCAGGUAUUGAUGUUUCCCCUCAGGCCAUCCCCCUUGAGUCCUUCCAGGGUGUCCUUACUAAGGAUGAAAUUUGGGCCGCCUUACAUUCCAUCAAACCCUUUAAAGCUCCUGGACCUGACGGUGUCCACCCUUUAUUCUUCCAAAAGUUUUGGGAUAUUACUAAGGAUAAACUUUGUACUGAUAUUGUUCAAAUUUUCUCCAUUGGGAUUAUUCCCUCCUCCUGGAAUGAAAGUUUAGUUGUUCUUAUUCCUAAGAAUACCUCUCCGAUCUCAAUCCAAGAGUUUAGACCCAUUUGGUUGUGCAACACUACUUACAAAGUAGUGUCUAAAAUCCUUGUUAAUAGGCUCAAACCUUGGAUGGAUAAACUUAUCUCUCCUUGCCAAUCUAGUUUUAUCCCUGGGCGCCAAGGGUGUGACAAUGUGCUGAUUCUUCAGGAAUUGGUUCACUCCUUCACCAAGAAAAAGGGGGCACAAGGCGAUUUUAUUAUUAAACUUGAUCUAGAAAAAGCAUAUGAUAGAUUUCCACUAACAUGAAUGCAGGUCUUUGGAAAGGCUCCAAAGCUGGUCGCAGGGGGCCUCUUUUAUCUCACUUGUUUUUUGCAGAUGAUAUCAUAUUUGUGGGCAAAGCCACCCAAGAAAACUGCAAUUAUCUU
Molecule: messenger RNA, 2126 nt
Organism: Rubroshorea leprosula
Lineage: Eukaryota; Viridiplantae; Streptophyta; Magnoliopsida; Malvales; Dipterocarpaceae
Source: the annotation of a GenBank genome assembly